Sesamum indicum (sesame) is the source of this 910-nucleotide messenger RNA. RefSeq lists its product as uncharacterized. NCBI's taxonomy places the organism in Eukaryota, Viridiplantae, Streptophyta, Magnoliopsida, Lamiales, Pedaliaceae. The record is from RefSeq and is a predicted model, not a curated record.
AAUGCAAUCAACAAUCUUCUUUCAAGAUUUUCUAAUAAGCUGAAAAGCUCUCCCCCACAACCAAACACUCCCCACAAAUGGAGCAGAACUUGCCAGUAAUAGCCAAGAAGUUCUGGCACAUAGUCAAGGUAGUGUAUUUCAUGUUGAGGAAAGGUAUAUCAAAGGCCAAGCUCUUAGCCGAUCUCAACAUAGCCAUGAAGCGCGGCAAGAUCGCCGGAAAAUCAGCCAUGCACAACCUCAUGUUCCACCACGACACAGCCGCCGCCUCCUCCAGCAACCAGUAUUCCACCCACGUCGACGUCGACCCACAACUUGCCUACCCCGUCCCAGUCAAUGAAUACGAGUUCAGCUGCAGCAACAGCCCUGCUUUCCACCUCCCCUUCCACCUCAACAAGCGCAAACGCUCCCACAAGCCCGUGGACGGUGACUUGUUGGCGGCGGCAUUGGAGGUGGUGAACAGCGCGGCGGCUUCGCCUGCGCUUCCGGGGUUCGGGCGGACGCCGAUGGUGAGACAGCUGAGGAUAACGGACUCGCCUUUCCCGUUGAGGGAUGUUGAAGAAGACAGCCAUGUGGAUGAAGCUGCUGAGAAGUUCAUCAAGAAGUUCUACAGGGAUUUGAGGCAGCAAAAUGCUGUGGCUUCUUGAAUUUUCUUUUCAUUUCUUUUCUUUUUUUAUUUAGAAAAAAAAAGGAAAUUGUGGAAGUAUAUUUUGUGUUUUGUGAUUAUAAUUUUGUAUUUUACUAUAUAUGAAAAAAAAUAAAUUUAAAGGAUAAACAAUGAUACAAAAUCAAAGUUGUACUGUGCAUUCCGCACACGUAUGGAUAUAUAUAUAUAUAUAUGUAUAUAUAUUCCAUAUAAAUAGGAGUGUAGAAGUUUUUUAGAAGGAUUUUUCCCUGGCAUAAUUAAGAUACG